UAAUCACGUAUAAACGAAAAAAAAAUACAAACACAAAUAGUGUUCAGCAAGGUCUUUUGCAUAAUUUUUAACCACUUAAUGUGAUUGCAAAUGGUGUCGUCUUGUACAAAACUGCAGGUAACGUAGUGAUCUAUCUUUGGCCAUUAGCAUAUUAAAUAGGCUUUGCGAUAUGUAAAUGAAUUGUACAUAUUGCACGCAUUUGUUGACGAUCCAGGUACUAUAUAAAAGAAAAUCCAAAUGUAAAGUGUGUUCAGUACUGUAUCCAAUUCACUAUCAUGAAUCGAAAUAGUUUCUAUUUUUUUGUUAGCUGGCUUAUUUUGUUACUAGUUGUACAAUUAACUUCUGCAAAACCAAACACUUCAGGAAAAGUCAACAUUGAAGAUUUUGAAAAUUACUUAAAUGAAAUCCAUGUUGAUGACGAAGCGGCCGAAGAUAAGACCCGUAACGCGGUGAAUUCGCCGUUGCAACGCUGGCCAAGCAAUUUGCUACACUACACAAUCUCCACAGAUUACAGCAAGGAGGAAGUUGAUAAUGUCCACGCAGCUUUACUGGUAUUUAAUGAAAGUACAUGUCUAAGAUUUAGAGAGUAUGAUGUUCAUAAAAAUGGAAAUUUAAAGUACAUUAAUUAUAAAAAAUCUUCGGACUUGUGUGGUACAAGAGUUGGUUUUAACCCUCUAACUCCAAUGGGACCUCACGACGUGAUCUUAAAUCCCUACUGUUUAAGUGAACGUGGUGUUAUACAACAUGAAACUUUGCAUGCUCUUGGACUCUACCACGAACAGAGCCGUCCAGAUCGCAAUAAAUACGUAAAAAUUGAAUAUUCCAAUAUUCCUCAAAAGUAUUGGUCACAGUUUAUCGCCUACCCCGAAAUAUACACUAAUACUUACAAUGUAUUGUACGACUACGAAAGUCUGAUGCAUUACUCGGAAUUUGCUUUUUCAAAGGACCGUACAAAACCAUCAAUGCGCGCAAGAAGUGGCAAUACGGUAAUAGAUCGUAAAAUGGGGCAAAUAGUGGGUCCCUCAGAAGGGGAUUUGAAAAAAAUUAAUAUCAUGUACAAAUGUAAACCAUUAAAGUAAG
Molecule: messenger RNA, 1080 nt
Organism: Bactrocera neohumeralis
Lineage: Eukaryota; Metazoa; Arthropoda; Insecta; Diptera; Tephritidae
Product: zinc metalloproteinase nas-13
Exons: 1
Coding region: 276-1079 (267 amino acids)
Biological process (GO): proteolysis
Molecular function (GO): zinc ion binding; metalloendopeptidase activity
Source: RefSeq, a predicted model, not a curated record